UCGCCGUCGCUGCUGAGAAGAAAAACGGAGAGAGGAAGAAAAGCGAGGAGACGAUGAAGACAAUCCUUUCUUCUGAGACGAUGGACAUUCCAGACGCCGUUAGCAUCAAGGUUAACGCUAAGGUGAUCGAGGUAGAAGGACCAAGAGGCAAGCUUGUUCGCAAUUUCAAGCAUCUCAACCUCGAUUUCCAGCUCAUCAAGGACGCCGAGACUGGCAAAAGGAAGCUCAAGAUCGAUUCGUGGUUCGGUUCGCGCAAAUCAAGCGCCUCCAUCAGAACCGCUCUUAGCCACGUCGAUAACCUCAUAAACGGUGUUACAAGAGGUUUCCGGUACAAGAUGAGGUUCGUGUAUGCUCAUUUUCCCAUUAACGCUUCCAUCGGGGGUGAUAGCAAGUCCAUCGAGAUCCGUAACUUCCUUGGCGAGAAGAAGGUGAGAAAGGUGGAGAUGCUGGAUGGUGUAACCAUUGUUCGGUCUGAGAAAGUUAAGGAUGAGAUUGUUCUUGAUGGUAACGACAUCGAGCUUGUCUCAAGGUCAUGCGCUCUUAUCAACCAGAAAUGUCACGUGAAGAAGAAGGAUAUCAGGAAGUUCCUUGAUGGUAUCUAUGUUAGCGAGAAGAGCAAGAUCGUUGAAGAGGAAUAGACAUAUUCUAGCUUUUUAUCAUCUUUUGUAUGUUUCGUAUUGUUUUGCGUACCAAAGUCCCUUCGGUGUUGCAAAACCCAGCUUAUUUUGUUCCCCUUAUUCGAGA
Molecule: messenger RNA, 744 nt
Organism: Brassica oleracea var. oleracea
Lineage: Eukaryota; Viridiplantae; Streptophyta; Magnoliopsida; Brassicales; Brassicaceae
Product: 60S ribosomal protein L9-1-like
Exons: 2
Coding region: 54-638 (194 amino acids)
Biological process (GO): cytoplasmic translation
Cellular component (GO): ribosome; cytosolic large ribosomal subunit
Molecular function (GO): structural constituent of ribosome; rRNA binding
Source: RefSeq, a predicted model, not a curated record